Molecule: messenger RNA, 1221 nt
Organism: Salmo salar (Atlantic salmon)
Lineage: Eukaryota; Metazoa; Chordata; Actinopteri; Salmoniformes; Salmonidae
Product: melanoma antigen recognized by T-cells 1
Cellular component (GO): melanosome
Source: RefSeq, a predicted model, not a curated record
AUGAGUGGUAGAACUCGUGACGGUCAUGAGAAUUCCUUUCCUCCCCUCACAGUUCUAACCUUUUCUCAAGUCAGAGAUUUAAGCAAAGAAAAGUGAGACUGAGAGCUUUCGGGAAAGCGCUGGGAAGCAAUUUAGAAGGACCGGACCCUUCACAAUCUAAUUAUCUACUUUAGGUGUAAAAGUCUGGAUGGAAAGAGAUGCCUCGCGGUGACUUCAACGUUUAUUUUGCAAGCAGAGGACAGCAUGUUAGGGCCGAAGAGGCAGCUGGCAUAGCUCUGUUGGUUGUAAUUCUCGCAGCCCUUCUCAUCGUCGGAUGCUGGUAUUUCAAGAGGAGAAGCGGGUACAAAAUGAUCAGGAGCCCAAGAUCAGGGUCCCUGCCAGGAUUCAGUAGAGGACAGUUCAGCGAGGGAAGAGCUGCAGCAGAUAACAAGAUGGGCCUCAGUGAGCUCAGACCUGUGCUUCCCAAUGCCCCUCCUGCCUAUGAGAAGAUCUCAUCAGGACACCUACCUCCUCCCUACUCGCCAUAAUAACAACAGUCCUCUGUGGGAUAACCAAAAAUAUGAAACUUCAUGUGUUAUUUCAUUAAACACAUGCUCAAACUUGUGAAGAACAUAUAUUUUGUUCAUAGAAUUAUUCUUCAAUAUUUGGGUGGGGGGGGGCACUGUAGUUUCAUGUUAAUGUUUUGACCUUUUAGCUCCACAAGCUUUUAUUUCUGAAGGCUGCUCAAAGAACAAGACUUUCUAUCAAUCCCUGUAUAUGUAAACAUAACAAUAUUGUGCUUAGGAAAUUGUUUGUUCAUUUCAGUGAUAACCUAGCUUCUGCCGAGUCCCCAACAACCGGAUGUUCUGGUUUUCAGGAGAAAUGGAAAGCGAGCCUGUGACGCAACUUCCGCUUUUGGACUUUUACAAGGCGACGCUCCAUCUUAACUCCUCCACAUUUACUGGAUUGGUUGAACAGUGCAGAAUAGAACCUCCCCGGACAAUAUUUUUUCUUCUCGUCAAGACCAGUAUGUAGGGGAUCUAGUUUCAGGUGUUUCUUUUAUGCCUGCUACGUUACAUUAAUGAUAACCAAAUUUGUAGGAGCUGAGAAUUAGUUGAGAAUUCCUCUGAAGUUAAUGACAACAGCUUACCGGCUUGAUUGUUGGCUUAUAUAUUUCAAAAUGUACUUAUGAGGAUUUGGAAAUUACACAUUUCAAUAAAGAACUCUUUUUUUUUAAACACA